AUGGAAACAAGUAAUUUAGUACAACGAGGAAACAUCCUACAAGUCAAUUGCUAUAAAAGAAGCAGUUAUGAGGUUAGCCCCGAGUUUUUGAUUAGCGGGUGCACUACUUUCCAAGUGAAAGUAUUGGAAGUUAAAAUGCAAAGCAGCCACACUGCUAUGUGUCAUAUUCUUGUCAGGUUUUUUAAAAACUGCCCAAAAGACAACAACACCUACUCUAUAACUUUAUCCAGUAGCAAACUAAGCAUUGCAGAAAAAAGCUUUUUGUCUGACGACGGUACUUGGCAUUUAAUUAAGGAGAGUGAUCAAGUUUUAGCGUUCGACAUCUCGGUUGUCAUGGAUACAGUACACAUUAGCUCAUUCGAAGCGCUAUACGAUGAUACUGAAUUAGUCGAUUUUGAGCUCCGCGGUGAGGAUGGAUCAGUGAAAGUACAUAAAGCUGUUCUUGCAGCUUCUAGUCACGUAUUGAAGCGAAUGCUCAGCGGUAGCUGGCGAGAGACUAAAGAAGGUCAUGUCGAUGUCCCGGGCACAUCGGCACAGACGUUGCAGCAUUUUAAAGAUUACAUAUAUUUGCGCAAGCUGCCCAAUACUGGCUUGGAGCAGGUCCUCCUUCUGGCUUCGUAUUACAUGAUACCACAAUUAGAGCAGAAAUGUGUGAAUAAACUGGUGAAUAGCUUGACAGCGCAGACAACUUGCGACCUGCUAGAGUUCGCGAUGAAACACAAAGUGAACAGGCUUAUUCUGGCUAUUCUUGAAUGUGUUCAGAAUAGGUGUGUGGAGGUCAAGGAUAUGCGUUCAUUCUUUUCGACUUGUACAGAUAAUAAUUGUGAAGAAUUACCAUAA
This is a messenger RNA of Parnassius mnemosyne (clouded apollo), 840 nucleotides long. The record is from the annotation of a GenBank genome assembly. NCBI's taxonomy places the organism in Eukaryota, Metazoa, Arthropoda, Insecta, Lepidoptera, Papilionidae.